UAGAAGGGUAGAAGUUUCGCAAAAUAAUUUUAAUAAACCUACAGGUUUUUAGAAAAGCACACCACUUUGAACAAAACUAAUAUCCAUUUGGUGAAGCAUGCAAUUUGGUACAAAAGUUGCAAGAUGCCUGCAUCUAGUAAUUCUUGCCUCGUUUAUAACCGGAACCGUCUGUGCCGAAUCAUCAUCAGCAGUUGAUCAGGGGUCCACGGAUGGAAAGCCUUCGCUACAGAUGACCGAAAAAAUAUAUUCUAACAUUUUUGUACGAAAACGAGAACAACACAAGCUAGUAGUGCAGCGCUUGAUGUCAACGAAGGACUAUUCGAAGAUAUAUGACCUACUCCAGCUGGCUUUGAAGGAGAUUUUAAAGAUUCUGCAAGAAGAUGGAGCCAAAUUGCUCCAAAAUGGCAUUACAGCCGAGACUGGUUUCCCUAAGGAAACCGAAUCUGUUGAGACCCUCGGUCGAUACCUAGAAAAUACCUGCUUCUUUGGAGAAUUGAUUCUCCAUCUGCCAGAUAUAUCGAACAGAAUUCUCAAAAAAUAUGAAUGGCAAACUCUUCUCAUCCAAGCACUGUCCUAUACCCGAGGCUUCGUCAACAUUUUAGACCAGAAGUCGUUGGAACUACUGGGACUGCUGGAACAGGAAAUCGAUGAGAGCAAACGAACUGAUAGUUACGUCAACCCAUACCGGAAGAAGUCAAGCGAAAAAAAACCGUCCAAACAGGAAACCAAACCGACCAAGAAGAAAAAGACCAGCUUGAAGAGAGGUCCUCAACUGUCCGGCGCACCCAAGACUGAACUAUGAUAUCAAUUAGGUGAGCCCUUUAUUCAUUUCGAAAGUUUAAUCUAUAUGUAUAUAUACUUAAUAA
Ochlerotatus camptorhynchus is the source of this 866-nucleotide messenger RNA. Its product is annotated as coiled-coil domain-containing protein 134-like. The coding region runs from base 98 to 802 and encodes 234 amino acids. NCBI's taxonomy places the organism in Eukaryota, Metazoa, Arthropoda, Insecta, Diptera, Culicidae. The transcript is spliced from 3 exons. The record is from RefSeq and is a predicted model, not a curated record.